CCCGUCGGGGGCCCGGAGUGGGGGGGCUCGGAGCGGGCACAGGGGCGGCUCUGGCGGUGGAUUCGGAACGGGCGGCGAAGUGACCCGGACAGCUGUCCUCUGACAACACCUCAGCCUGCCUCUCUCCGUGGCCAUGAGAACUGCCUACCUCCUCCUGCUCUUCCUGCCUGCAGGCCUGCUGGCUCAGGGCCAGUAUGACCUGGACCCGCUGCCACCGUUCCCUGACCAUGUCCAGUACCCGCACUACAGUGACCAGAUUGACAAUCCAGACUACUAUGAUUAUCAAGAGGUAACUUCUCGACCCUCUGAGGAGCAGUUCCAGUUCCAGUCCCAGCAGCAAGUCCAACAGGAAGUCAUCCCAGCCCCAACCCCAGAACCAGGAAAUGCAGAGACUGAGCCCACAGAGCCUGGGCCUCUUGACUGCCGCGAGGAGCAGUACCCGUGCACCCGGCUCUACUCUAUACACAAGCCUUGCAAACAGUGUCUCAACGAGGUGUGCUUCUACAGCCUCCGCCGUGUGUACGUGGUCAACAAGGAGAUCUGUGUCCGCACAGUCUGUGCUCACGAGGAGCUCCUCCGAGCUGACCUGUGUCGGGACAAGUUCUCCAAAUGUGGUGUGAUGGCCACCAGCGGCUUGUGCCAAUCCGUGGCAGCCUCCUGUGCCAGGAGCUGCGGGGGUUGCUAGGCUGGAGCUGGCUUUCUGAGCCCUGGCCCUCCUCAGCUCUGGGGGCUUUCAGGCCCCACCUGACCUGGUGCUUUUCUCCCCAUCCUGAUGAUGUUCCUUUUACUCUGUAAAGUUAGUGGACUGCAGCCCCGGGCGUGUGUGCUGUAGUGCUUCAGGCUCCACCCCAGCCUGUGGCCACACCUGGGUCAUGACAGGAGUUCCCCACUGUCCAGUCUCUGCCCCCUUGGUGGGGGACACCUCAGGCCUCUUUGUGGAACCUGGGCCCCUGGGGCCUUCGCAGCCCCUCUGAGGAUAGACAGUUCCCCUUUUUACAGUCCCCCAGGUGAGGGGCUAUGCCCCUCACCCCAGCUGGUCUGCUUGGAUUUCCUACAGCCCCCCUGGGCAUGGACCUCCUUUAUUUUAUACAAAAUUAAAAACAAGUUUUUACAAAA
Otolemur garnettii (small-eared galago) is the source of this 1116-nucleotide messenger RNA. RefSeq names its product microfibril associated protein 2 (gene MFAP2). The record is from RefSeq and is a predicted model, not a curated record. Gene Ontology annotation, cellular component: microfibril. The transcript is spliced from 9 exons. Gene Ontology annotation, biological process: embryonic eye morphogenesis. Lineage: Eukaryota; Metazoa; Chordata; Mammalia; Primates; Galagidae. Bases 134 to 685 code for a protein of 183 amino acids.